AUGGAAGAUAUUCUUUCACGUCUCAAACUCAAUGAUGCCCGCAAAGUCAGCCCUCCUGCCGCGGACAACAAGCCUCAAAAAUCUGACUAUGAAAUGCUUGAUAAACUCGUCAACAACUUACAAGACCAAAGCAAGACUUUGAAGAGACAAGAGAAGGAACUGAAGAACGAGGGAGAAGGUGCAAGCAACAAAACCAGUGAUCAUUCUUCCGGUUCAACUAUAUACACCCCUAACACCGACGCCGCCGGCUCACAGAAGCCUAUUACCCAGCUCUCGGGUUCAGGCAAGGUUGACAUGGUGGACUUGAUGCGUGUCAAGCAAGAGCUUGAGGCAGCCAGAUCAGUCAUUUCCCGCCAGGAACAGGAGCUCGCUGAAACACGCACUCUCAAGCACACCAUGGAUCAGGCUAUGGGACCUCCUUCUGAAGUUGAUUUCGGAGCUUCUAAUGAUAUUAGCGAGCAGACGAUUGGCCAUCUCCAGAGUGCCUUUAAUGCUUCUGCCCGGCCGUUCACUUCUCGCAACGAGUCUUGGGCUGCCCAGGAAGCACAACGCCAGGACCAGGCUGAGUUGUUGAAUACCGCAAAUUUUGGACGUGGCCGAGGCAUCUGGAACAAUACUUCCGGCUCCAUGACAGACGUCUUGAAUGUCAAUGCUUCUGUUCUAGGAUACAACAACGGCCGCGACGCUCGUGCAUCUGGUCAGUCCUAUACUGGUGUCUAUGGAGGUACAGUAUCUCCUGUCGAAACUUUUCCGCCUCGCAACCUCCCAGCUCCUGCCGCUCCCUUUGGCUACGAUAUGCGGCCAGGUAAUGAUGUGAUGCAAUUCAACCCUUCUCUAGCUGUCAGACGCAACAAUGGACAACUGAGAAUCAACCCGGGACUGGUCGACCCACUAGCUCAAUAUGGCAACCUCUCUGGCACUGCAUCAGCGCUGACUCCUCCCCCAAUCAGUCCGCUUGGGGUGCCCGCUCAGUUCAGCUACCCGCGCGCUCUUACAACUCCCAUGACCCCAUCCUCGACUGAAUUUCCGGUCAAUGGUAUUCCAGGAGCUAGUAAUCCAUGGACAGCCCCAGUCACUGGAGCAAAUGGACAAACUUACGUUACUCCUCUUGAGCCGAUGAACUAUCGUCGUCUUCUCGAUAAAUCAGUGUCAUGCGACUGGAAGUACAUUGUUGACAAGAUCGUCUGUAACAAUGACCAACAAGCAAGCAUCUUCCUCCAGCAGAAGCUCAAAGUCGGCACUGCUGAGCAGAAGUUCGAGAUUGUCGAGUCUAUCGUGGCGCAAGCAUACCCAUUGAUGAUCAAUCGGUUUGGUAACUUUCUUGUUCAGCGAUGCUUCGAACACGGCACACCCGACCAGGUGGUUGCUAUUGCGAACGCAAUUCACGGCAACGUGAUCGCUCUCAGCAUGGAUCCAUUUGGCUGUCAUGUCAUCCAGAAGGCCUUUGAUUCUGUGCCAGAGGAUCACAAGGCCGCUAUGGUCCGCGAGCUCCUUCGCCGGAUUCCUGACACUGUGAUUCAUCGAUAUGCUUGCCACGUCUGGCAGAAGUUGUUUGAGCUCAGAUGGAGCGGUGAGCCACCACAGAUCAUGCUUGAGGUCAACAAAGCACUUCGAGGCAUGUGGCAUGAAGUUGCUCUGGGUGAAACUGGCAGUCUCGUGGUCCAAAAUAUCUUUGAAAAUUGCAUCGAAGAGGAAAAACGCCCGGCUAUUGAAGAAGUCAUAGCAAACAUUGACCUGAUUGCACAUGGACAAUUCGGCAACUGGUGCAUCCAGCAUUUGUGCGAGCAUGGCUCCCCGCCGGACAAGCGGCGUGUCAUUGACCACAUCCUUGCGAACUCCUACAAUUACAGCAUUGACCAAUUUGCUUCUAAGGUCGUAGAAAAAUGCCUGAAGAUUGGAGGUUCAGAAUUCUUGGAUCGUUAUCUUGGGGUCAUCACCACUGCGCAUCCUGAUCGUCCGCGCAUUCCUCUCAUUGACAUCGCUGGCGAUCAAUAUGGCAACUACUUGAUCCAGUGGAUCCUCAUGAACACCCACCAUCACCAGCGCGAACAAGUGGCCAUCCAUAUUCGCAAGCAUAUGGUGUCGCUCCGAGGUUCUAAGUUUGGAUCCCGCGUUGCCAUGCUGUGCUGCAACCCUAACUCGGUCACUCGCCCAGGCCCAGGUGCUUCUGUCAACCCGUUUGGCGCCCCAGGCCAGCCACGGAACCAGUGGCCACGAUUUCGCUGA
This is a messenger RNA of Exophiala spinifera, 2226 nucleotides long. RefSeq lists its product as uncharacterized. Gene Ontology annotation, biological process: post-transcriptional regulation of gene expression. Gene Ontology annotation, cellular component: cytoplasm. The coding region runs from base 1 to 2226 and encodes 741 amino acids. The transcript is spliced from 2 exons. Gene Ontology annotation, molecular function: mRNA 3'-UTR binding. The record is from RefSeq and is a predicted model, not a curated record. Lineage: Eukaryota; Fungi; Ascomycota; Eurotiomycetes; Chaetothyriales; Herpotrichiellaceae.